GACUAAUUUCACUCAGCAGGAUACUCUCCAGAUCCAUCUAAUAGCAGCAACAUUGCUUGAUGUCAUCUUAAAGUCAAAAAAUUUAUAGUUGUGUAACUCGAGGAAGUGAACAAUUCAUUGAUUCAGAACAAAGUAGAUGCUCAAAAAUACAUUUGAUACUUCACCAUGAAAUUAGGAAAAUCUAAGGGAAGUAUUUCCCGGAAUUCAAGUCAAGGAAAAGCUUAUGACAACCAGUGCAAAACAAAAAAAGGCCGCAAGCAGCGGCAAAAAUGGGGAGUGACUGUUCGAUUUGACUCAAGCUUGAGUAAAUUGAGAAGAAAUAGGGAUGAGAAGCCCUAUAAAUGUCUUGAAUGUGAAAAGAGUUUCAGUCAGAGCUCCACUCUUUUUCAACACCAGAAGAUUCAUACUGGAAAGAAAGCUCAUAAAUGUGCUGAUUGUGGGAAAAGUUUUUUUCAAAGUUCUAAUCUCAUUCAGCAUCGUAGGAUCCAUACUGGGGAAAAGCCCUAUAAAUGUGAUGAAUGUGGAGAAAGUUUUAAGCAAAGUUCAAAUCUUAUUCAGCACCAAAGAAUUCAUACUGGGGAAAAACCCUAUCAGUGUGAUGAGUGUGGCAGAUGUUUCAGCCAGAGUUCUCACCUUAUUCAGCAUCAGAGAACCCACACAGGAGAGAAACCAUACCAGUGUACUGAAUGUGGCAAAUGCUUCAGUCAGAGCUCUCAUCUUCGGCAGCACAUGAAGGUACACGAAGAAGAGAAGCCUCUCAAAAGUCGGAAAAAUAUUAGGGCAAAGACUCACUUAGUAUCUUGGAAGACUGCUAAAGGAAGAAAAACGGUGUCUCGUCUGCGCUAAGAGCACUAUUUCUUCCCUCUUUAAAGAAAAAAUAAAAACAGCUCUAUUUUAAAACUGGUAAAACUUUAAAAUAGAUCACAUAAACACCUUAAUCUUUUCUAGCAUGGAAAUAUUGAGAGUUUAAUGACUGAGCUGAAAAAAGCAACAGGACUUCAGCAUUCCUUACUUCUUUUUCUGUAACAUGGAAUACAACAAAUGAAAAUACAUUUUGAAAGUAUAUGAUUCCCCUCCACCUCAGAUGAAAUUGCUCAUUGCCUCAUUCAAAAACAAUUGUGUUAAUGACAUAUGUUUGAGUGCAGAAAUUCUAACAAUUUUUUGUUGUUUUAGGAUUUUCUGUGGAAGAUAUAAUUAAAAUAAUUUCCAUUAAUAUGGAGCACUUAAACAAAGGUAUUUUUUAUCUUUGCCAAGUACUAUAGUACAUGAGCCAUUAGUUUUAUAGUGACUUGAGAUUCUCUAUAUUAAGAUGUACUCAUGUUCACAGAACCUGUUAAUAGGAUACUUUUCUCCUUAGUUUUGUUUAUAGAACGUAUUACCAGAAGAAAUAGCAUUCCCUUCUUGUUUCUUUCACCAAAUUCCCUAGUAAGCGAUACUCUAGAAGCCAAAGUAAGAAUUAUACUGCAAGUAUUUCUUUUAAACUUGCUCCUUAUGGUAGUGUGGAUUUGGGGCACUUAUUUUCCAGAAGUUUGCAUAGAUUUAUGUUUCAUCCUUUCCUUUUAAUUCUUUUAGCAUUCCAAUGUGCUUUGACCAAUGAGCUAACAUUUUUAGAUCUAUAUGAAUAAGUUACGUUUUACCUUUUACCAGAAUAACCUCAACUUGUUCAUUAUGAAUUUCUUACCUUCCUUUCCUUUUGAGACUUUCAGAUAAACCUGCUAACUUACUAUUUUGUUUGUCAGCAGUGAAAUCACUUAAAUCAAGUGUCGAUGCAUUGUUGAUUCUUUGAAAUCUUAGUUUAUUGUUCUGAAUUAUAAGAAUUCUUAACCAAGUCUAGCAAACAUGCUUCUUAAUUUCAAUCAGAAUAAUGCCGUAUGUCAGACAUUUUGGUUAGCUUUUAGCUCCCAUUUUAGUUUAUGUUGAGUACUAACAUUCUUCCGAGUUUGUACCCUCUGUAAUCAUACCAUUUUCUGCUGUAUCAGUAACAGUUUUCUGUAAAAAUUAAAAAUAAGCUUUUUCGCAUUUCCUUGCCUUUAUUGUACUCCUGAAAACCUGAUUUACGGAACAUAAAAUAACUUGGAAAAA
This is a messenger RNA of Suncus etruscus (white-toothed pygmy shrew), 2082 nucleotides long. It is a transcript of the gene ZNF22, whose product is annotated as zinc finger protein 22. Lineage: Eukaryota; Metazoa; Chordata; Mammalia; Eulipotyphla; Soricidae. The transcript is spliced from 2 exons. The record is from RefSeq and is a predicted model, not a curated record. Bases 166 to 846 code for a protein of 226 amino acids.